CUCACAAAAACCUUCCAAUAAAUAAAUUUAGAACUCCACAUUUUCAUUUCCCCUCCAUCUAAUCAAUCUAUCAAUCUCUCUAUCUCUCUCUCUCUUUUCAAUUCUCCCAUAAUCACACAUCCCAUUCAUCCGAUCCGAUUCCCCUGUGACACAUUCUCCACCGCCAUGGUCCGCUGUCUCUUCACAUGCUUCGGCAAGAGCGACGAGAGCGGCGCCACAGGUAUCGCAAACGACAGAUCGUCAGCAACGGCGGAAGUAACAGCGGAGGAGCAGCAGCAGCAGGGGCGGGGCGGAGGCGUAGUGGUGGAGUUAUUUUCAUCGCAAGGAUGUGCGACCACACCGGAAGCUGAAGUUCUGGUGUCGAGAUUGGGAAGAGGAGAUUUCGAAUUGGAGGCGCCGGUAGUGGUGUUGGCUUACCAUGUGGAUUAUUGGGAUUAUGUGGGAUGGAAAGAUCCGUUUGGACAUAGCCAAUGGACGGUGCGGCAAAAGGCUUAUGUUGAAGCGUUAGGGCUUGAUACAAUGUUUACGCCUCAGGUUGUGGUUCAAGGCCGGGCUCAGGCUGUUGCUACCGAUCAAACUAGUCUCUUGUCUAUGAUCAAAGAUGCCCCUAGAUAUCCCUCUCCUACUUUCCAGGCAACUUUCCAGAGGCCAACAACCGACAGCUUGCAAGUUACCCUAAACGGAGCAUUGAGGACGAAGGUGGACAGCAACGGCGCAAACGUAAUGGUGGCGCUGUACGAGAGCGGCCUGGUCACCGACAUCACCGCCGGCGAAAACAAAGGUCGAGUUCUUGCCAACGACUUCGUAGUAAGAAAACUCGAAAAGCUCUGUUCCGUCAAAGACGCAUCCGCCAAGAAAGCAGUGUCUGGCACCGUCACUUUCUCUCUCUGGGAAACCUUCGACGGAGCCAAAUGCGGCGUCGCCGUCUUCGUUCAGGACAAUUCACAUCAUAUUUUCGGUUCUCAGAUGUUUCAAUUGCCGGAAGAUGUCUGAAAAUUGGGCCGAAAUUGGACUUGUGUUAUUGGCUUCGUCCUUGGAGGUUGACAAUGGCGACAGGUUUUGAUUGGGGCCAAGAUGGAUCGAGGCGGCUGUUUUUAUGUACAGGAUGUGUUAAAAAUGUUUGGUAGAGUUUGAUUAUUGUUUAAUUUCUUCUUCAUUAUUUCUUUAAAUAGUUUUGUGAUUCUUUUUAUUACUAUUACAUACUUUAAAAAAGAAAAAAAAAAAAAAAAAAGAGAAAAGAAAGUGGUGGUAUUUUUUAUGUGGGAGAUUGGAUACACAUUCUAAUUCAGAAUUUUAAUUUGCAUUCAUACAUUAUAAAGUUUUAUGUAGCCUAAGUUUGUGUUUGUUUGUUUGUGUAGUCUCUUGUCUUCAUAAUAUGUUGAAGAAGUUAUUUUUGGGACUUUCAAAUUUAUAAUUAUAACAAACUGCAAAUGCCGAAUUUUGGCAAAA
This is a messenger RNA of Cucumis sativus (cucumber), 1449 nucleotides long. RefSeq lists its product as uncharacterized. Lineage: Eukaryota; Viridiplantae; Streptophyta; Magnoliopsida; Cucurbitales; Cucurbitaceae. The record is from RefSeq and is a predicted model, not a curated record. Bases 166 to 993 code for a protein of 275 amino acids. The transcript is spliced from 2 exons.